AUGAGUGGUCUCCUUGAAGUCGAUAAUGACCAGAGCGAAGACCUAACACUGGAAGGACCAAUCACCGGUCAAACUCAAGUCGAUGAUGAUGACUGGAGUGAUGACUUUCAAGAUUUACUUGGUGAUUUGUCUGAAUGGAGUGCCGAUGUCCUCCGUGCUCUCAACAGUGUUACGUUGGACUCCAUCCAAACUCCAGUUGCACCUGACUUUAGUGAUGACAUCCACGAAACUACAGUCUGUUCCACGCCCAGCUGUAGUGAAGAGCUUAGUGAUGACAUCUUCCAGGAUACAGUGUCUGCCAUGUCCAGCUGUAGCAAUUACUUCUCCCAAGCUUCAGUCUCUCUCAUGUCCGACAGUACCGAUGACUUCCUUUCAACUUGCUGUGACAUGUCUGACUGUAGUGUUGAUGCUCCUGAAGCUAGAGUCUCUCAGACAGAGUACACUGUGCCACCUCAGUCAAGCCAGCCGCAGGAUGAGUCAAGAUUUAUUGACAUAAAUUCAUGCUGUUAUGAAAUCGGCAGUCAGCUGGGUGAAGGAGGCUUUGGUACCGUUUAUGCAGCGACUCGUUUGGAUGAUGGCCUACAGGUGGUGAUAAAGUUUGUCUCCAACUGGAACAACAGGUUCAUCGUCAUUGACGGCUGUUCCGAGCCUCUUCCUCUGGAGGUCGCUCUGUUGAUUCUGGCAAACGAAGGCCCUACGGUGAAGGAAAUCAUCCAGCUUCUGGACUGGCAGGUGGAGGCUGACCACUACAUGUUGGUGAUGGAGCGGCCCAUGCCCUGUGAGGAACUGAACUGGUUUCUCCUCCGGCAAGUGGUGACCCUUAAAGAAGACGUGGCACGGGUCAUCAUGCAGCAGGUAACAUUCGCAGCCCAGACCUGCUGCAGACGGGGAGUGUUGCACAGGGAUAUUAAGAUGGAAAACAUCCUCAUCAACCCGGACACACUCAGAGUCAAAUUGAUUGACUUUGGGUGCGGUGAUUUUCUCACCGAUGCGGCGUACACAUCCUUUGCUGGCACAAGAGAGUACUGCCCUCCUGAAUACCUGAUGAGCGGCCAGUACCACGGAGAACCAGCCACAGUGUGGUCUUUGGGGAUCGUCUUGUUUGCCUUGCUGUGUGGGGAUUUCCCAAAGACACAUGACCUGGAAAAGAUCCGCAGUAACACCUGGACCAAAGAUGGCUUAUCAAAAGAAUGCUGCGAUAUUAUUUGUGGCUGUCUGCAGCUUGACCCGAAGCAGCGGAUUGAGCUGAAGAACCUCAGUCUCCACGACUGGUUCAGUGACAGGAAACCAGUGCUGCUUCCAGCCCCAGAAAAUCACAGAAGUGGAGAAAUGUACCCUGAUGGAAAUAUUCAGGGCUGUUCCGGUCCUCAGCCCAGAGCUGUUUAA
This is a messenger RNA of Puntigrus tetrazona (Sumatra barb), 1386 nucleotides long. RefSeq names its product serine/threonine-protein kinase pim-2-like. Gene Ontology annotation, biological process: negative regulation of apoptotic process; regulation of mitotic cell cycle; protein autophosphorylation. Gene Ontology annotation, molecular function: protein serine/threonine kinase activity; ATP binding. Gene Ontology annotation, cellular component: cytoplasm. NCBI's taxonomy places the organism in Eukaryota, Metazoa, Chordata, Actinopteri, Cypriniformes, Cyprinidae. The record is from RefSeq and is a predicted model, not a curated record.